AUGCCCUCAAGCGGAGCAGGUGGUGGUGCGCGACUGGUGGACCUUAUCCAUCGCUUGCAAUUCUUAGCAAUCACAUCUUCAUCCGAACAUAUUCGUGCAGAAGCAAGAUGCUGUCUUGUCCUAUUCUUGCUAAACUAUCCACACAAAGCCAAAUUCGUUCAGAGCUUUGUCGCGUUCUGUUUGCGCCAAUUGGAAUACAAAAAAGCAUUCGGCCGUUCGUCUGCACUAAGUUUGCUAACCGGUCUCACGGCUGACCUACCAAUUUCACGGUUAACUGCUAACAAUCUGGAGGAAACGAUCCUGGUCAGCGUGGGUGCUGCAAUCGAAAGGGAAUCGGUUCGCGCGCUUCGUGUAAGCAUGCUGGCUCUAAUUCGCCUACUAUUUACUCGUCUUCCGCCAGCACUCGCCGAGGCACACUUUCGUGACUAUUUACUCGCUUUCGUUACUGCACCUGCUGCAACUCGAACCUCCGCGAGGUUGCUGGGUUUACAACUCGUCUCGGCCGUCCUUGACUGUCAGCCGUGUCUUGCCUUGUCGAAACUACGACCUACAUUGUUAAAGUUGAUGGGCACGAAUGUAUUGCCAACGGCUGCACAACAGUUGCAUCAGGUCAUACUGACUAAUCCUACCGUUCGUCAACUGAGUGGCUUAGCACCGUUGUUUUCCGAUCCAAAAUUGUGUCCAAUGGAAGAGAUUGCACGCGCUCAAGCGGUCAUGGAGGAUGCUGAGUGGGUUGCUGAACUGCAUCCAGAUUCCGAGAUCCGCGAUAGUGUUUCGGAAGGUGAUGCUGUCAGUGAAGAUGACGAUAUUGAUAGUAUCAAAUCACAAACUGACAAUGAACAAGGAGAUUUCGUGAAAGAAGAUACCGAUGAAGUUGAUGAUGCGGACGAUUCCGAUGCGGAACCAGAUCGCGAAAAAAUGCACUUUGAAGAGGCUGAAGAACAGGCUCGGGGUCAGUGUGAAUCGUACGUUCCCGCUAGUGAAACAGAACAAACUUGUUCACGAUCGGCGCUCGAGAAGCAUUACUUGAUUGUUGCUCAUACAACGGAAUACGCCCUCCGUCUUUUACAACGCCUGAUGGAAGGUGGAACCGAAGAUGACACUAAAUCAUUGCCAACCAAUGGUGAUUCGCGAGACACGUACGUAGUGUCUGACUUGAUGACAUCUGCAUGGAGCGUCCUCACCGGAAUCACUGAGCUACCUUCAAAUUUGAACUCCAAAGAAGGAGAGAUAACCCAGAAACGCUCGUCAAAACGCCAACGAUAUGCGCGUCUGUUGUGCACAGUAGAUUCAAAACCGGAUCAGUCUGACCGUAUGAGUCUCUGUUGUGCGGGAUAUCGUGGAGCCAGGGAGUGGGCAACGCGUUGUUUGGCACCGUUGCUCCGAGUGGAAUCAGCCGCGAACGCAGCUCUACUUUCCGGUGAGAAUGUUGAACACUCAGAGUCUGUUCCUGGAGCUGGUUUGACAAAAUCCGCAUUCUUCAAUCAGCUGCGAAAAAAACGAAAGACACGCAUCGCGAUGCUGGAACUUCUUACUCGGGAUACCAUAUUCCAACUUGAUCACGACGCAAAACAACCUUUGAAUGAGCAGUGGUCCGAUAGUCUGGUGGCCAACCUCGUGCAUUUGGGACAGUUGCUGCAUUUAUCCGCCGGUCGUCGGCCAGUGUUACGCCUAUUUCGCAGUAUCAAUCGAAUCGCGUUGGACGAGUUGAAUAAUCGUCCGAAAUGCUAUUUUCAACGCACACUUGUAUUGAAAAUUACAACAGGACUUCUUCUACGAUUGCCCCGACCGAAGACAACCACAUUGUUGGAGUUGCUCACCGCGGACCAUUCUACACUUCAAUUGGAGCCGACUGAAUCCGGAGCGGAGAAACCUCGAUGCAUAGCCUAUUUAUCUUAUCUGCGGGCAGCAUCACGUGUUAUAGCGCGCGAGUUCCGCCAACGCGAACGACUUGCAUUUAUGGCCGCCGCGACAAUCACCGGCACGGUGGACGAUGGCGACAAUGAUCAACCAGCACUUGCCCGAGCUCGUCUUGGUGGUGUGAAACUGAGCAAAGAACAGUCAGUGCGGGCUCGAGCUAGACGUCGAAAAGCACAGGCACGUCUUCGUCGAGCACUCAUGUCCGGAACAAUGCGGCCUGAGAUGGCACAAGAUCUUGUUGCAUUGACCGCGGCCAGUCGAGCGCAGGCCGGACCAGAUCAGUUGGUGAAUGUGAUCGAGGCCGCCGAAUCCACACUGGAACAAGAGUUCGGCGAGAACGGAGCAACUGUGAUCAAAUUAGUUUGCAGUCAGGCUACUCGAACGGCGAAAGCCCGUCAACAGGCACGCACAGUGACUAAAGCCACUAAGGAAGCACUUGGUGCUGCUUGGUCAGGUAAAGCGAAGAAACGAAUCGCGGAGAACAAUUCUGUUCCGAAAACGAAACGGGCUCGAAUCGAAAAGAAGCAUACUGAUGCCGCUUGUCACAACUGUUCAUAUGCACCACUUUUCAUCAGUCUAACCGUAUCUGGAGGACACGUGUCUAAGCUGGUUGGUAAAAUUCCCGAUCUUCGAUUUUUGGUUCACGCAUAA
This is a messenger RNA of Echinostoma caproni, 2571 nucleotides long. The record is from the annotation of a GenBank genome assembly. Lineage: Eukaryota; Metazoa; Platyhelminthes; Trematoda; Plagiorchiida; Echinostomatidae.